Messenger RNA from Drosophila gunungcola (fruit fly), 2544 nucleotides. RefSeq lists its product as uncharacterized. The transcript has 3 exons. NCBI's taxonomy places the organism in Eukaryota, Metazoa, Arthropoda, Insecta, Diptera, Drosophilidae. The record is from RefSeq and is a predicted model, not a curated record. Bases 1 to 1680 code for a protein of 559 amino acids.
AUGGCGAAACGACUGCGCUGCGAGUGGUUUAAUGACUACGAGAAGACCGCCUCCAAGCCGCCGAUGGUGAUUGCCGAUCUCGAUGUUAUCCAGCUCGAUUUUCGAGGUGACAACGUUGACUGUUGGAUGGAGAUUCAGCAUGGCAAGGGUCCUUGGGCGCCACCGGUAAGUGGUAUUGUACCACUUGGAUCCACCUUGACCCUUGUGGUGGCCAUCAACGAUUAUAGAGGCGAGUUCGACAUGCGUGUAAAGUCCUGCGUGGCCUCCGAUGGAUCUGGCCAUGUGAUCAACCUGUCGGAUGAAUUUGGCUGCGUGCUGCGACCCAAGAUGAUCUCACGCUUCCUGAAGGCCCGUGCUCCCGACGAGAGGGCCACCGUGAUCACCUACGCCUUCUUCCACGCCUUCAAGUUUCCCGACGCGCUGAGUGUGCACAUCAAGUGCAAGGUGGAGAUCUGUCGCCAUGGCUGCCUCGAUCACUGCCAGAAUACGGGCGUGGGCGGAGUAGGAGGUGGUGGUGGAGGCGCAUCCGGAGAGUCGCUGGGACUGGGCCUCGGACUUGGUCUGACCAAUGCCAACGAGCGCAAGGAUGUGCACAUGUCGGAUGCGAUGGGUAGCAGCAGCAACGAUCUGCUCAGAGAUCUGGCCCUGCCACCAGGCGGUGGACAGCAUGGCAUGGGCAUGGGUAUGGGCAUGGGUCCGGAUCACGACAUCUUCUACGAGGACAUCAUCCACGAUCACAAGCAGACGCUCAACGGUGGCGGCGGCGGCGGCGGAGGAUCUUCAAAUGGCGGUGACUAUGGCCACGAGAAGAGCGUGCACCUCAAGCCGCGGCCAGUGCACGAAGAGCAGGAGGAGGCCGAUCUCUCCGAUCUGUUUGGCGACGAGGACCUGGCCGAUUUGGACAUGGAGGGCGGCGAGGGCGAGCGGUACUUGGGCCUGAAGAAGAGUGGCAAAUUCCCACAUGGUCCGCGGCAAUUGGAGGCCCAAAAGCGCAUGGGUGUGCCGAUGGCGGGUCCCCGCUCCCUGGAGCCCCGGACGGACCAGGAUGAGGAUGUGCCGCGACCCGUGUACAGGCCACAGGCGGAGGCUUUGAAGAAGCCACGCGAAGAUCACAUCGAUUUCGACAAGGAAGAGGAGACGGAGAAGGAUCACGAAAAGGCUGAGGAGCAGGGGAAAAAGGAAGAGGAGAAGCAGGUUGGAAAAGGAGAUGAAGAAGGUAGCACCUCGAAGAGCCGUCGCCGUAGAUCCCUGGUCAUAUCCGAUCGCAAGGUACGCAGUGCCGACGUGGGCGUCAGCGGUCUAUACGAUGUCAUAUCCGAGGCCGAUCUGGCCUUCUCGCCGGACUCCAAGCAGGAGGCGGUCACCGUCUUCCAGGGCAAGAUCAGCGAGGAGGUGGUCUAUGGCAUUUGCAUGCCGGUGCCCGGCUUCAGCAUCCUCUUCAUCGUUGUUAUCUCGGCGACAAUUGUGUCCGCCCUGGUGGCCGGCUCCCUGCUCUAUCGCUAUCAGCUGCAAAAGGAGGCGCUGGACAAGCAGACGCCGAUGCCGGUGACCGGGACAUUGGCCUCCUGGAUGACCCUGCGACUCUUUCGCCUGCGACACAUGCAACAGCAGCAGCAGCAGCAACAGCAGCAACAGCAGCAAGUGAGGCAGCCGACUUCAGGACACGAAACGGUUCAGUGAUCAGUAAUCAGCGAUCAGUAAUUAUGAUCAAAAUCAAGCAGCGAAAUCGGAAUCGACAUCGAAAUGGACAUCGAAAUCAAAAUCGAAAUGGAAAUCAAAAUCAAAUCACGUUGCCCACGUCUAUAUGCCUUCCAUUAUUAUUUAUUUAUUACGAUUAUUAUUAUUUUUUUUUUUUUUUGUAAUCGGGUUGUUUGUUCAGGAUCCAGACAAAGAGAUAUGGCGCAGAUAUCAGAUAUCAGAGAUCAGAGAUCGGGCAACAAUGCAAUACUCGAACUGCUCGAUUCGGUGCUGAACGUUCUACAAUUUUUUUUUUGUGUUUUGUUUUUUGGGUGCAUUUAGUCGUAAAAUUGCAUAGAGAAAAUAAUAGAAAAGGUAAAAGGAAAAGGAAAAGUAAAAGUAAAAGUAAAAGUAAUCAAAGAGAGAGAUACACAAAUACAAUGAAGACUCCGGACAGGUGCUCCAGAUUUAAGGAGUUUGGAUGUCAUAUCGCAUCCGCUAGGCGUAAGGGAACUUAUUUAUUUAUAUUUAUAUUUAUAUAUAUCUAUUAACUAUACGUACGAGAUUUAGCUGUAAGCCGAGCGGUAUGGAAAUUUUAAAUGUAAUGUUUUUUUCGGCACUUGUUUUGUUUUUUUUUUCUGUGUUCUUUUCGGCAUCCAAAACUUAUUUAGGGACAAAUUUAGUUAAAUUCUAUAGCUUAUUGAAUCGUUUAGAAAAUUGUCAUACUCACACAUCCAAACACAGACUUACUCACGCACACAUUAAAACUGACAACCAUUUUCCAUUAAAAAAAUCAAGAAAAGAAAAUGCAAUUUCUUGCAUGCAUAUUACAAUUUAAGUGCAAAUUUUGUAACUGAAAAAUUGACA